Messenger RNA from Solanum lycopersicum (tomato), 1707 nucleotides. Its product is annotated as zinc finger protein CONSTANS-LIKE 16. Lineage: Eukaryota; Viridiplantae; Streptophyta; Magnoliopsida; Solanales; Solanaceae. The record is from RefSeq and is a predicted model, not a curated record. Gene Ontology annotation, biological process: regulation of DNA-templated transcription. Gene Ontology annotation, cellular component: nucleus. Gene Ontology annotation, molecular function: zinc ion binding; protein binding.
UUUUGAAUUCUCUUCAAUUGCCUUUCUAUACAUAUAAAGAAUAAACUCAAACAUAUUUCACUACUUUCCUCUCCUUCAACUGUUGUUCAAUUCCUAUAUUUUCAAAGAUCCAAAUAUUUUGAAAAAUAUAUGCAUCAAUUAUGAGUUCAGAGAAAAAAUUAGCUAACGCGAUGGGCGCGAAAACGGCUAGGGCUUGCGACAAUUGCAUAAGGAAAAGGGCAAGAUGGUAUUGUGCAGCCGAUGAUGCUUUCUUGUGUCAAUCUUGUGAUUCUUCCGUCCAUUCGGCCAAUCCUUUGGCUCGUAGACAUGAAAGGGUUCGUCUUAAAACAUCAUCUUUCAAAUCGUCAGAUGACUUUCCUAAUUUGGAAAGUACAGUCUCAGGGUUAGGGUCAGGGUCAGGGUCAGGAUCAGACUCAAUUCCAUCAUGGCACUGUGGAUUUACUAGAAAAGCACGAACACCUAGGUAUGGUAAUAAACAUGCAAAAAGAGUUAAAUCCACGGAGGAGGAAGAGGAGGAGGAGGAAAUGAAAAACCCUAUUCAACUCGUUGUCCCAGAGAUAUUAAGUGAUGAAAAUUCACACGAUGAAAAUGAAGAAGAGCAACUCUUGUAUCGCGUACCUAUUUUUGAUCCCUUUAUGGCGGAUGGCUCUAAUUAUGGUAACGAAUAUUCUUCUAAUAAAGUUGAUUUUAAUCAAGAUAUGAAUACGUUUCAAGGUCUGCUAGCUCCAUCAGAGAUGGAGCUAGCAGAAUUUGCCGCGGAUGUGGUAAGUUUAUUAGGGAAAGGACUUGAUGAUGAAGAGUCAUUUAAUUACAUGGAAGGUUUAGGUUUUUUGGAAAAACAUGAUGAGAAAUUAGUGAAGGUUGAAGAUGAAGGAGAAGUGGGAUUUGUGAAUAUGAUUAGUACUAAUAAUCAAGUUGAUUAUUCAGAAUUUGAUAUGGUUGGUGAGACAUUUGAGCUCAAGUUUGAUUAUGAUUCACAAGUUAUUAAUAACUUAGAUGAAGAUAACAAAAAGGUUGAAUUUUUGGAGAUAAAUUAUGAUAGUGGGAAAAAUAAUAAUAAGAUUAUGUUAAAUCUUGAUUAUGAAAGUGUUUUAAAAUCUUGGGGUGACAAAAGAUUUCCGUGGACAACGGGCGUGCGGCCCGAAGUAGAUUUCAAUGACUGUUGGCCAGUGUGCAUGGGAAAUUGUGGGAAAAUUCACUCAUAUGGAGACAUAGCAAUAAUGAAUGGACAUGGAGGAGGAGUAGUGGAUGAAGGAAGAGAAGCAAGAGUAUUAAGGUACAAGGAAAAGCGACGAACAAGGUUGUUUUCCAAGAAAAUAAGAUACGAGGUUAGGAAAUUGAACGCUGAAAAAAGGCCUCGAAUGAAAGGAAGAUUCGUCAAGAGGACCAAUUUUGCACCAACCCCUUUUCCUUCACUUAAUAAAUAAGUGAAGUUUAAAGCAAAGGCAAGUUUAGAAUCGUUUUUGUGAGUUCAACUGAACUCAUUGCUUCAAGCUAGAACGAUGUAUAGUAUGUAUGCAAACAUUUUCUACAUAGAUGACGUUCAUUCUGGGUUUACCGACUCUAAAUACUAUAUGUUUGCAAGAAUCAGGUUUUUAUGUGCUACUUUUUAUAUAGUACAAGUAAACUUGAGCUUUCUUUCCUAGAUGUAUUAUGUAUAUAGAGAUUACAAUAUAAUGUCAUUUUUAUGAAAUUUUUUUUGUGUCA